AUGAUGUCUAUGGCUCUCAUGCCUGACACUCUCAAUGGCCCCGAUCCGUCCAAAUCGGCCUUUCUCGAGUUCGGCCACGGACAUCCGGCUCACCAGCAGCGCUCUCCGGGGCUUUCUCACAUUUACCCCGUGCACGGCUUCCACGCUGCCGGUCACUCGCAGCAUGACGGAUCCUUCCCGGGAAGCGCAUCUUAUGGCCGCUCGUUGGGUUACGCCUACCCGGGUGCUUCGAAUCCUCACACCCAGCCUGCCUACAUGCAAUACCAGCACAACAACAACAGCUCUGGCAGCGCUUUGAGCCUGCACGGUCGAUUAGAGCACGCAGAUCACGACAAGUCUCCGCUCGAAACGAGAGACGCACGUCUGAACGGCAAAGGGAAGAAGAUCCGGAAGCCCCGCACCAUCUACUCCAGUUUGCAGUUGCAGGCUUUGCACCAGCGCUUCCAGCAAACCCAGUAUUUGGCCCUCCCGGAGCGUGCUGACCUGGCUGCCAAACUGGGGCUCACCCAGACUCAGGUGAAAAUCUGGUUUCAGAACAAGCGCUCCAAAUACAAAAAGAUCAUGAAACACGGGAGCGGGCCAGAAGGGGAGCAUCUGAGCAGCACCAGCUCGGCGUCCCCCUGCUCGCCCCAUGGAAUGCCCCAACUUUGGGAUGUUUCCAUGGCCAAUAAAUCAGGAGGCCCCGUGUACAGCAAUAAUUACAUGAACACGUUGGGCCACUGGUACCCCAACCAACAUCCGCACCAGGAGGGCAUGUCGAGACAUCAGAUGUUGUGA
Molecule: messenger RNA, 777 nt
Organism: Nerophis lumbriciformis (worm pipefish)
Lineage: Eukaryota; Metazoa; Chordata; Actinopteri; Syngnathiformes; Syngnathidae
Source: RefSeq, a predicted model, not a curated record